AUGUCCACCCAACCCAUCAAGAACGUUGCAAUCGUUGGUGCCAGCGGUCGCAUUGGGGGUGCCUUCGCCAAGGCUCUCGUAGCGACCGGCACUCACAAAGUCACUUGUCUCGUACGAGAGGAAAGCAAUGGCUCACUUCCUGAAGGGGUCCACGCUGUCAAGGUCAACUACGACGACGAAGACUCGAUCAUAAACGCCCUCAAAGGCCAGCAAUUCCUCGCAAUCACCCUUAGUGUUCGUGCGCCUGAUGAUCUGCACGCAAAAAUCACCACCGCUGCUGGAAAGGCCGGCGUCGCCUAUAUCAUGCCCAACUCCUACGGGUAUCCAAUGGACUCGCAUACCAACGACGUCCACGGGAAAGCGGUCCUUAAAAGAGUAGAGGACUCCAAGAACGGUGUUUCAUCACCGAUCACUCUUUCUUGUGGAUUUUGGUAUGAGUGGAGUGUGGCAUGUGGUGAACAGUGGUUCGGCUUCACGAUCAAGGAUCGCAAAGUCACAUUCUUCGACGAUGGCAAGCGUACCAUCACCGUCAGCACGUGGGAUCAGUGUGGCCGUGCCCUUGCCUCAUUUCUCAGUCUGCCAGAGAGCAGCGUAAAGGAGUUCACCGAUCUGCGCAUCUACAGCUUCCAGGUUUCGCAGCGCGAUAUCUUGGAUAGUCUGAAUCGAGUGCUUGGAACAACGGACAAUGACUGGGCUAUCACAUAUGAGCCGGUCUUGCAACGUAUCCAGAAUGGUUCCGAGGCAUUCGCAAAAGGAGAGUUCCUAGGAUAUCCCAAGAUGCUCUAUGGGGGUGUGUUUAGAGUGGACAAUGAUAAGAGUGACUUUGCUUCUACACUCAGUGUGGCUAACGAGGUCCUUGGAUUGCCCAAGGAAAAUCUCGAUGAAGCUACAAAGCGAGCGGUGGAGAUGGUCGAAGGAGGAUGGAAUCCUUUCCCAAAUAUGGCCUGA
Messenger RNA from Penicillium odoratum, 948 nucleotides. RefSeq lists its product as uncharacterized. The record is from RefSeq and is a predicted model, not a curated record. The transcript has 2 exons. Bases 1 to 948 code for a protein of 315 amino acids. Lineage: Eukaryota; Fungi; Ascomycota; Eurotiomycetes; Eurotiales; Aspergillaceae.